Messenger RNA from Aegilops tauschii subsp. strangulata, 1215 nucleotides. Lineage: Eukaryota; Viridiplantae; Streptophyta; Magnoliopsida; Poales; Poaceae. The record is from RefSeq and is a predicted model, not a curated record.
AUGCUGAAUGCCUUCAUUGGAGAAGAAAAAUGGAAAUUUCAGAAGGCCAUACAGUUCAAGAAGGCUCAGUACAAGAAAGAGCGAUUUUUGAAGAAAAAUGUUCUGAAUAUGACUCCUGAAGAACUUGUAAACAUGCAAAAGGAAAUCAAGGGUCUCAGUGAUGAAUUUGACAUAUAUCAUGUAGAUUGGCUAAGUGCCAAAGUCAGAUUUGUCAAGCUGGCCAAGAACCUCAAGACUAACGUUGCAGCAUCAUUGCAACAAAUUCCUCAGGCCGAAGCUUCUGUUCAGCCUGCUGAAGAAACUGAAAGCGCAGCUGAUGAAAAUCAGGCUGCUGAAAAAACUGAGAAUACCAGGGCUGCUGAAGAAAUUCCAGCGCCUGAAGAACAUGCCAAGGCAACCACCAAUGUUGCGCCUGAAGAACAACCCAGGCCAGCUGAAACAUCUGGUGUGCCUGGAGAAACAAAAAAUGCCAGGGCGGCUGCAUCAGUCGUGCCUGAAGAAACUGAACCCACUUCAUCUGCUCCUCCUGCAAAAUCUUCAAAGAUGAAGAAUAUCACUCUUUCUUCUGCAUCAGAAGUGAAGAAAACCAAGGCGGUGGAGAAGGCAGCUCUGAAGAAGAGGAAAGCAUCAACCUCUACAGAGUCCUCAGCUCCCAAGAAAUUGGAUGAAGAAAUCAAUGUGGAUGAUGUUGCCUCCACACCACUGGUAUCAUCGCCUAUGCCUCAGUUCAUAGCUAAAGAGGCGGGCAUUGAAGAAAUGAAAGAAGACGUGGACAUUGGCUCAACAACGCCUGUGCUGAAUGAUGACUAUUGGGAAAAACUUCACCCCAAUUCACCAUUGACCACACCUCUGCAUCCAAUUCCUCAGUUCCCUGUGCAAACUGAAGAAAUUAAAACGGGAUCUAUAGGACGUCAAACUUCUCUCCUUUCCAUUCCUGAAGAAAUUACAGCUGAAACAUCUGAAGAAAUGGAGAAUCAAACCGCUGCUGAAGAACCUGAAUCUUCAAUUCCUCAGACAGCAGCUCCAGAGAUUAUGACACAAAAGGUUGUGAAACCUUCAACUACAAAUCUUCAGCCCGAGCAGCAAAAUCCUCAUGUAAAAAGGCCAAAUUUAAGGAUGACGAUUUCUUCGCUGAGCAUCAUUUCUUCACUGAUUUCAAUCCAUAUGACUCAGCAAGACUUCGACGCAAGCGGUUCUGGACUGCAAGUCAAAUGA